AUGUUGGCAGCCGAAAACAAAAAAAGCUUAUUUGAACUUUUACAUAAGUCACCGUGCUACUGCAUUGCGCUUGAUGAAUCUUGUGACUUAGUUGAUUCUGAACAAAUGUCAAUUUUCGUGCGAUUCUUUGACAUUGAAAAUAAAGUGUUUAGAGAAGAGUUACUAGCAAUAUUGACAUUUGAAGGCAGGACUCGUGGAGAAGAUUUAUUUAAGAGUUUUGAUGACUUCAUGAAAAAAUCGGAUUUGAGUUAUGAUAAAAUUGUGUCAAUUUCCACUGAUGGAGCUCCAGCGAUGAUGGGAAAAGAAAAAGGAUUAUUAAAAAGAAUCCGGGAUAUUAACUUAUCAAUGCAUAAUUCACCAAACAUCACUUUGUAG
This is a messenger RNA of Diuraphis noxia (Russian wheat aphid), 375 nucleotides long. Its product is annotated as general transcription factor II-I repeat domain-containing protein 2B-like. The record is from RefSeq and is a predicted model, not a curated record. NCBI's taxonomy places the organism in Eukaryota, Metazoa, Arthropoda, Insecta, Hemiptera, Aphididae.